UAAACGGUUUGGCGGUAUAAAUCCUAAGAGCAAAGCUACUUUUACUCAAUACAAGAAAUGAUCUGGGAAGAAUAAGAUCAACACUAUUUAAAUCCUAUUAACCUCAAAAGUUGAGCCUACAUUUUUUUCACAGGCCACCAUCUCCCAUCUCUAUAGUAUCACAUAUCAAUCAGGUCUGGUCUUAUGCCACUCCAUACAAGAGAGCACAAUUUUGUGUGGAGGUGAGCUGCAAACUUUCCGCUAAAUCUAGAGUAAAAAUAUAUCCCAAGACGAUUACAAUAUACUGGUUUUGUCCCCUCUACGCCUACCCCAACAAUAGCCUUACCUUGUCGAUACUCAAAAACGCACCAAGAAAGCUCCAAAAACGAAAAGAAAGAAAAAGAAACCCCUCGAACUAACAACCUUGCUCUCUUUCCCUCUCUCUCCCUCCCUCCAUUUAUUCUUCUAACAUCUUCUCUUUUGCGAAACUUUAUUUUUUACCCCACCCUGACAGUCUUUUCUUCAAACACUUAGUACGCUCUUACAGUAACUGCUGAUACAAGCAGUUUUAUCCUCGUUUUUAAUUAAGUGAUGAGUGAAUAAACAAGAAAUCAAGAAUCAAGCGAAGUGGAUGGAAGGAGCAGAGCUGGAACUAGAGAGAAGGAGCAAGUUCUUGAGUGGUUUGAUAGAGAAAAGGAAGGCCAAAGAACAUCAAGAGCAGCCCAGCAAACUCAGUGUUCGUGUUAGAGCUGCUGAUAUGCCCAUUGUUUUGCAAGACCGCGCUUUUAGGUGUGCUCGUGACCAGCUUGACUCCAUGCCUGGAAAGCUUGACAGCAAACGCCUUGCUCUUGCCCUUAAAAAGGAAUUUGAUGCUGCAUAUGGUCCAGCCUGGCACUGCAUUGUUGGUACUAGCUUUGGUUCAUAUGUUACUCAUUCCACAGGAGGCUUCUUGUAUUUUUCGAUCGACAAGGUUUACAUCCUUCUCUUUAGGACUGCUGUCGAACCUUUAGAACGCUGACAGUUUAUAAAUUUUGAGUUCCUUGCUUUUCUAUGUGGUUAUGCCAUGCUGUCGCAACUCGACAGCUAUCAUACGUUUCAUUGGCCCGUUUUUAUGUAUAAUUAGACUGUAAUCCUAUAAAUUUUUAUUUUUAUUUUUUUACUUUUCAGCUGUACAACACUCUCUCCUCAUCCUAAGAGCAUAAGAGAUCGCUACUCUUUUACCA
Molecule: messenger RNA, 1202 nt
Organism: Populus trichocarpa (black cottonwood)
Lineage: Eukaryota; Viridiplantae; Streptophyta; Magnoliopsida; Malpighiales; Salicaceae
Exons: 2
Coding region: 611-997 (128 amino acids)
Biological process (GO): microtubule-based process
Cellular component (GO): dynein complex
Molecular function (GO): dynein intermediate chain binding; dynein light intermediate chain binding
Source: RefSeq, a predicted model, not a curated record